GAUCAAAGUAAUCCGAACAUAAAUGAAAGAAUGAAAGGCAAAGUUAUACCUGAGGCCCCGAUGAAAAGAAACGUCAAAAUCUCUGAUAUGGUUGCCCGAACGUAUGGCGCCGUUGUGAAACCACCUGUAACCGUCAUCGAAAUGGAU
Racocetra persica is the source of this 147-nucleotide messenger RNA. NCBI's taxonomy places the organism in Eukaryota, Fungi, Glomeromycota, Glomeromycetes, Diversisporales, Gigasporaceae. The record is from the annotation of a GenBank genome assembly.